This is a messenger RNA of Helicoverpa armigera (cotton bollworm), 1499 nucleotides long. RefSeq names its product cell cycle checkpoint protein RAD1 (gene Rad1). Gene Ontology annotation, biological process: DNA damage checkpoint signaling; DNA repair. The transcript has 7 exons. NCBI's taxonomy places the organism in Eukaryota, Metazoa, Arthropoda, Insecta, Lepidoptera, Noctuidae. The record is from RefSeq and is a predicted model, not a curated record. Gene Ontology annotation, molecular function: 3'-5' exonuclease activity. Gene Ontology annotation, cellular component: nucleus; checkpoint clamp complex. The coding region runs from base 520 to 1332 and encodes 270 amino acids.
CAAUAAUGGUCGUUAAAGUUCUCCACUCUCCAUGGCCUGGGACAACCUGGUUAAUUUCAUUCAUUUCGUUCAUUCGUUUUGAAACUUUCAAAAUGUUUGUUGUCAUUUUUUUUGGAAGUUGUGCAAAAUAAAACUUUUCAAGCAAAGUUAUUUGUUAUUUCUUAUAAAACAAUACACUUUUUUGUCAACUAUAAAACAAUAACAUCGUAUGGCGAAGAAAGAUAAUGAAUUAUGAGCAGUUCUUCAUCGUCCAAAAUACCGGCUUUAGCUGAAUGUGUUCUUCUGCAAGUGGAAAAUCGCAUUAAAGAAUCGGAAAACAAACAACGGUUUUCCCGCGCAUAAAUUUCUGCCCUUGCCGAUCGUUUAAACAUCAAGUUAUUGAAAGGAAGGCUCAGAUUCUCUGUAAGCACGUAUUGGCGGCGAGAAUAGCACAAAUAUUGGGCAGGACUACUGACCACGAGGUAACUGGAGACCAGUACCUGAUGCUAUUGCGUUCUAUGUACAAUAUUGAAGAGAAUCAUGGAUGAAGGAACUUCACAAUACUAUUUCACAGCUUCUAUGGACUCCGGGAAAACAUUAUGCAGCUUGUUGAAGGCAAUACAGUUUCAAGAGAAUGCAGUAUUCUGUGCCUUACCAGAGGGCCUCAAACUGACCGUGGAAGAAGGCAAGUGUGUGCAAGCAUCUGCCUAUGUCCCCUCAGAUAACUUCACUGAGUAUCAUGUUAGAGAUGAUGUGGAUGUCAUGUUCAAGAUCAGUAUAGCAGUCUUAUCAGAAUGUCUGAACAUAUUUGGUUCUGGUGAAGAGUCCAGUUUGAAGAUGUAUUACAGAGGUGAAGGAUCACCUUUACUAUUAGUGUUACAACCCCAAUCUGUCCACAAUGUGAUGACGGACUGUGAGAUAUCCACACAAACUGCAGACUCUGUCCUAGAGCUUCGAGAUGAGGAUGCUGAAGAAGUCGCUAAGCUUGUGCUGAAGGCCCCUGCCUUUUUAUGUCUGCUGGCUGACUUGGAGAGAUCCUGUGAAGUAUUUGAGCUGAACCUGUCACCUGACCAUCCUAAUGUCAGCAUUGUUACUUAUGGCAUGCAGGACAGAUCAUGCAUUGACAUGCCGAAGUCCUCGGACAUGGUCCAGAGUUUUACCUGUGAAUCACCUGUCACGUUGAGGUAUCAGCUCAAUCACAUAAGAACCAUUAUGAAGGCACUCGCAAUAUCUACCAAGGUUGUAUUAAGAUGCAGCUCAAAUGGCCUUAUGCUCCUCCAAUUAAAAUUAGAAAAAGAAGACCAAAGGCAAAUGUUUUCCGAAUUUUAUAUUGUUCCAUUACUUGAUGAUUAGCAUUGUUCUUUAGGUUCUAAGGAUAAUUUUAUAAAUAAAAAACAAAUUGCAAAAUAUAUGACUAUAUUUCGUUCUCCAAAAAUUACAUACAACUUAGAGGAAUGUUUGUUAAGUUUACACUGGUUGAACUGUUAUGAGUACAUACAAUAAAUUGUCAAUACGACUUA